Molecule: messenger RNA, 1056 nt
Organism: Malassezia sympodialis ATCC 42132
Lineage: Eukaryota; Fungi; Basidiomycota; Malasseziomycetes; Malasseziales; Malasseziaceae
Exons: 3
Coding region: 1-1056 (351 amino acids)
Source: RefSeq, a predicted model, not a curated record
AUGGAGGCGCGGCAUCCCCAUAUUGUAGAGCUCCAGAAGCUCGUCGUUGGAUCUACCUUGAGCCAAAUUUAUCUGGUGAUGGAAUUCGUGGAGCAUGAUCUCAAGACUUUGCUCAACAGGAUGCGCACGCCUUUCCUACCGUCGGAAAUCAAAACAUUACUGAAGCAGAUCCUGUCAGCUGUGGCGCUGAUGCACUCUCGUUGGGUUGUUCAUCGUGACUUGAAGACCUCAAACCUAUUGAUGUCCAAUCGUGGAAGUAUCAAAAUCGCCGACUUUGGACUUGCGCGCAUGUUUGGUGAUCCUUUGGAGAACAUGACCAACCUGGUUGUCACGUUGUGGUAUCGCGCCCCAGAGCUGCUACUUGGCGCGAGACAGUAUGGGCCUGAAGUCGACAUGUGGUCGGUAGGCUGCAUUUUUGCCGAGCUACUUCAAAAAGAGCCCCUCUUCCCAGGUAAAAACGAGGCCGACCAGGUAUCCAAGAUUUUUUUCCUCCUGGGCCAGCCGUCCGAGGCCAAUUGGAGGGGCUAUUCGAAACUACCAAACGUUCCUACUAGGAUUCGAGCACCUACGCGCAGCCAUCUAUCCCAUCGCUUUCGCUACUGUACCGAGGCUACGCGAGACCUUUUGCAACGCAUGUUGACGUACGACCCCUCUUGCCGGAUUACGGCGGAGGAGGCAUUACAACAUCCUUAUUUCACGGAACCACCUCUUCCGGCGCAUCCUGAAACCUUCGGGAGCUUUCCUUCUGCGGCAUCAGGAGACCGUCCACGGCACGGCAGUCCUGCGGCGCCGCUCCAUCGCCCACGGCCCUGGUCUCAACCCGUCUAUGGGCGUAUGUUUACGAGCGGCCCGAUACUAGGAGAGGAGGACAAGCAAGCCAAGAUCAUUCGCCUUCUGCAGGAGAAGUUUGAGCCGUCCGAUUUGCAGGUGCAGGACUCCAAGGCAUUUGCCGACAAGCGCACCGUGCAGUCGCACCGCAUGGUGAAUCAGGCCAUCAAGGACGUUUUUGAAGACAUCCAUGGCCUCCAGCUUAAGACGAUUGCCGACACGGACUAA